AUGAUAACUUGUAUUGAACAGUUACCAAUUGAAUUAUGGGUUGAAAUAUUUUCUUAUCUAGAAGCCCAUAUUAUUUUUCAAGGAUUUACGAAUUUAAAUUAUUAUUUUAAUCAAAUAUUAACUUCGAAUUAUAUUUUAUUUCAUGCUCAAUUAGGAGUAGUUGAUUGUAAUCCAUUAGAAUAUUCUAUUAAACCAUAUUGGUCAGAAUCAAUACUUAAUCGUAUAACUAAUCUUCAACCAAAAUUUCAACAUCGGCUAUGUCAUAUACCGGAAUUUCUUUGUUGGCAUUGUACAAAACUUAUUCAAUUAAAAUCUUUAACAAUUAAAAUACGUGGACGAGAAAUACGAUCUAUAUGUUAUGCAUUAGAACAGUUAAACUCACUUGUUUAUCUUUCUAUUGAAUGUGUACCAAAUCAAAUAUUACUUGAUGCUAUUCUUGCUACAUCUACUAUACGUUCUUGUCGAUUAGAAUUUUUACGACCAGUAACACCAAUUAAUACUUAUUCAAAAAAUCUAAGUAAUAUAGAAAUACUUCAUAUUAAAUUACAAGAUGAUUCCUAUGGUUCUAUAAUGAAUUUAUUAUUGAGUCAUAUGCCAAAAUUAAAAAGAUUAGAAAUGAAUAAUAAUGAUAUUUAUGUUAAAAAUCGUGAAUGGAUAUUUUUUCAAUCAUUAUUUAUUCUUCCAAGUCUUCGAAAAUUUAAAGCACAAUGGUCUUCAGAUUAUUCUGUUCCGAUUGUUUUUCAAAAUUUACAUACAAAUCUUACAAACAUUCGAUAUUUCUCACUUCAUAUAAACUUUAAUUUUAUAAACGAAGAAUUUUUCGAUCAUUUAAUCUAUCAUUGGUGGCCAAUUUUUAAAAACAUCGAACAAGUUUAUUUAUUUAUUAAAUGUCAUGGAUUUUCAUCUGAAACUGAUAAUAAUGAUACAAGAAUAUAUUUAAACAGAUUUCAGUCAAUUAUAAAUGCUAUGAAUGAACAAUAUGUUAAAACUAAAUGGAAUGAAACAAUAUUUACAGGGACUAAUAUUGUGGAUAUCUCGAUUUGUAAAUCUUUUAAAAGUAAUAUUCUCUGA
Messenger RNA from Adineta steineri, 1071 nucleotides. The record is from the annotation of a GenBank genome assembly. Lineage: Eukaryota; Metazoa; Rotifera; Eurotatoria; Adinetida; Adinetidae.